Messenger RNA from Closterium sp. Yama58-4, 582 nucleotides. NCBI's taxonomy places the organism in Eukaryota, Viridiplantae, Streptophyta, Zygnematophyceae, Desmidiales, Closteriaceae. The record is from the annotation of a GenBank genome assembly.
AUGUUGAUGCUCUUUCAUGCUUCUUCCAAUACAUGGCUUUCAUCAUCCAUGCUUGGGCUGCAGUACCUUCAUGACUUUGGCAUUGUGCAUCGCGACAUCAAGCCAGCCAACAUUCUCCUCGAUACAGAUAUGCAGGCCAAGAUUGCGGACUUUGGGCUGGUGAAGCUGAGUGGAGGCACAUCCACGGGCACCUCUGUGGCGGCCACUCGAGCCAUCCACGUGACCGAAGAGAAUCAGAUCAGCCUUAAGCAAUGGGUGGCGCCAUUGGUCGCAUCUAGUGAUGUGGCAGCAUUCAAGGACCCUCACUUGGAUGCUUUUGAUGACUUGGUGUUGCGCAUGUCUCGCUUGGCCCUCGCCUGCACUGCCAUGCCCACUGCCUCCCGCCCCACCAUGGGUCAAGUAUUGGUGGAUCUGGUGAAGAUGAAAGAGGAGUUUGUUGGCGACAGGGUGAAGAGCAUUGCAUCCCGCAUUGACAAGGAGAUGGACAUCUCAUCUCACCUUGAUUUCAAUGCUGAGAUAGCUCGGGCGCAGGACACAGCUGAGAAGAUUGCUUCUUCUACUAAUAGUGUCACUGUUUCUUGA